Cryptomeria japonica (Japanese cedar) is the source of this 981-nucleotide messenger RNA. Its product is annotated as cytochrome P450 716B1-like. The coding region runs from base 1 to 981 and encodes 326 amino acids. NCBI's taxonomy places the organism in Eukaryota, Viridiplantae, Streptophyta, Pinopsida, Cupressales, Cupressaceae. The record is from RefSeq and is a predicted model, not a curated record. Gene Ontology annotation, biological process: sterol metabolic process. Gene Ontology annotation, molecular function: iron ion binding; oxidoreductase activity, acting on paired donors, with incorporation or reduction of molecular oxygen; monooxygenase activity. The transcript is spliced from 3 exons.
AUGGAGUCGGUUGUUCUGGAGCACUUUGUAGAGAAUUGGGAAGGAAGAGAAAGUUUAUUUGCUUAUCACUUGCUCAAGCAACUUACUUUCUAUGUUGCCUCUGAUUUGCUCUUCGGUUUGAAAGACCCUAAAGAGAAGGAAAUUCUUAAUACCGAAUCUAUUACACUCAUGAAGGCAAUCUGGUCUCUUCCUUUCAAUUUCCCAGGAACCACUUUCAACAAAGGCUUAAGAGCUCGUGCUCGUGUAGUCAAGAGACUUUCUUCCCUGUUGAAUUUGAGGAGGAGGGAGAUUGCAGAGGGAAAGGCUAUGCCAGACCAAGAUUUAAUGUCAUGGUUGAUAACUAUGAAGGAUGACAUUAAUAAGUCACUAACUGAUCAGGAGAUCAUCGACAAUUUGAUCGUGCUCAUGAUAGGAGGUCAUGAUACUACUGCUGUUCUUUUAACCCAGCUUGUUAGAAUGUUGUGUCUCAAUCCUCAUGUGUACAACAUCGUACUCCAAGAACAAACAGCGAUUCGAGCAGCAAAGCAACCAAAUGAACCGCUGGCAUGGGAGGAUAUUAAAAAAAUGGAAUACAUACAGAAGGUUGUUUAUGAAACUUUACGUAUGGUACCUCCAGGUGUUGGUGGAUUCAGAGUGACAGUUCAAGACGUCCAAUAUAAUGGUUAUACUAUUCCUAAAGGCUGGCAGUUAUUUUGGGAGACUAGCACUACUCAUUUCAGUGGAGAAGUUUUCAAAGUGCCGGAUAAAUUUGAUCCAGCUCAUUUUGAUAAUAAAUCUCCACCUUAUAUUAUACCAUUUGGAGGAGGUGCUAGACUUUGUGUGGGAUAUGAUUUUGCGAGGAUGCAAGCAGAGAUAUUUGUGCAUAAUUUGAUAUCCAAAUAUAACUGGUCUAUGAUAAAUCCUAACAAGAAAAUAAUUUGUGAGUCCCUUCCGGUUCCUGGUGAAGGAUUACCUAUCAAGCUUCAAGUUAGGGGAGAUUAG